CAUCUCGUUAGACGCAUUUUAAUCGCCUGCAUAUUUCAUAUUUGAAACAAGUAAAUUGGCUAGUUAUACGUGACAGAAUACAAAGGUUAUGAUUGGACUACAAUAAUUUACUGUCGGUGGUAAAAAGAAGGUCAUGCAAAAACUAGAUUUUUGCGUCACGAGAUGUCUUGUGGUGUUUAUCAUAUGCGAAAUUUUGAGUUAUGCCGAUGGCAACGACGAUGCAAAACGCUUGUAUCACGAUCUUCUUAUACAGAACAAGUACAAUAAACUGAUUCGGCCCAUCGGAAACAACACACACAAACCGCUUACGGUGAAGAUGGGAAUUCGGCUGUCACAAAUCAUCGACGUAGAUGAGCUGAACCAGGUGAUGACGACAAAUGUCUGGCUGAGACAGGAGUGGAGAGAUAUCAAUCUGCAGUGGGAUCCGCAGGAAUAUGGAACAAUUAGGCAACUCGAACUGCCUUCCAAAAACAUAUGGCUGCCUGAUAUUGUCCUAUUCAACAAUGCCGAUGGAAAUUACGAAGUUACCCUCAUGACAAAGGCAACUGUUGAUUACCAAGGGUGUGUCGUAUGGGAACCGCCGGCAAUUUACAAGAGCUCGUGUACCAUUGAGGUCGAGUUUUUUCCAUUCGACAUUCAACUCUGUUCCAUGCGGUUUGCUUCCUGGACUUACGACGGCAACCAGGUUGACCUCAUUCAUGAAUGCUCUACCAACCCGAAAGCAAGAGAGGUCAUAUUCAAUGGCAUCGAUCUCCGUGAUUUUUACGAAUCUGGUGAAUGGGACAUUCUCGAGGUCACUGCAGAAAAGAAUGUGAAUAAUAACACCGAAUACCCAGACAUAACAUACAAUGUGACAAUGAGGCGCAAAACCUUGUUUCACACCGUAAAUCUGAUCAUUCCUUCUGUUGCAAUAUCCUGCCUGACCAUUCUUGUAUUUUACUUACCCUCAGACAGCUGCGAAAAGAUUACUUUGUGCAUCUCUAUUUUGCUGUCACUUAAUUUCUUUUUCCUGCUAUUGGCCGAGAUUAUACCUCCGACUUCAAUUGUGGUUCCGCUGAUCGGCAAGUACCUGCUGUUUACAAUGAUUUUAAUAACUUUAUCAAUUAUUGUGACUGUCAUUACACUGAACGUCCACUUCCGGUCGCCUUCUACUCACACGAUGGCACCUUGGGUGAGACGCGUCUUCCUUAACAUUUUGCCAAAAAUGUUAUUAAUGAGACGACCAAAUUUAGAACUCGAAAACGUCGCCCGAACCAUCGUGCGGACUCGGAAUGGUAUGGUGAUGCGAGACCAGUACGUAAACCGAAAUGAUCUUGACAUUUACGAGUCUUUACGGCUUACGGCGCAUGAGGAUCCAGGGCUAGACGCCAACGUGCUAUCAGAGGAAGUUCAGGAGGCAAUUGACAGCAUUGUGUUCAUUGCUGAACACCUCAAGAGGGGCGAUCAUACAGCUUCGAUUCUCGAAGACUGGAAAUAUGUUGCAAUGGUUUUGGACAGGUUAUUCUUGUGGAUAUUCACAGUGGCUUGUUUAGUGGGAACGUUUGGCAUCAUCUUUCAAGCACCAACUCUGUAUGACAACCGACAACGUAUGACCCCAGUUGAUAGCUCCUACAAAUGCCUACCACCACAUGACCAAGGAUUAUUUUCGACUAGUAAGUCCGAAAACUCGUGUUGCUUUUCAUCAAGGAAUCUGUAAACGGAAGGUCAUAGAGCCGACGGUGACCCCACCAUGUAUACUGGCCUCAUCCUUUGAUGAGAACUGAUAUUGAAAUAUUGAUAAUUGUCGCCGUCUUUAUCCUAACAAUAGAUGUCUGUUAACCAGCCAUGCAUAAUAUGUUUAGUUGAACGCAAGCUUUGUCUCACCACGUUCUAUCGAAAAUGUUGUGUUUGAAAUAUCCUAUUAUGCGGAAAUAUAGAGUGAUGAAUUAAAAUAGUGUUAAGCAGAGGAACCACAUGCUAGAGCCCAGCUUUAUUCGAUGUGACGAGGGACAUGUAACAUAUUAAUCACGCGAAGGCUUGCAUCAUUUGGCAUACGAAACAAAUAUCUCCGAUUGCAGACAUUUCAUCUAUGAUAAAAAGGGUCAAGAGUGCCUUAACCGGUGUUCAUCGCCGACCAAUAACAAGAGAAUGAUGAAUAUUCAUCGGUAACAAAACUUACAGGACUUACAUGAUGCAUCACGUUAUUGUUAUAAGAACAUUCUGUUAAAAGGUUUUCUUUUUAAUAUAAGGCCGUUAUACACAUACUAUUGCUAUUUAAUCAUAAUUUUUAUGUUAGAAACAUUUGUACCAAAAAGAGGAAAUUUGCCUAACUGGUUAAUUUUCCUCCCCAUUGUUAGUUUUUUUUCUCAGAAUAUUGAAUAUUGAAAGUUUAGUGCUAAAGUAUUUGACCUUAUGUUCUUUUGUGCAUUUACAUAAGCGUUUAUCACUGUCACAUUCGAAAUACUUGUGCAUCCAGCGACCAGAUAUUACGAUUAAACGGCCGAAACGGACUCGUGGAGCUAUUGCUGAUAUAUUGGAAAAACUAUGAACAUUAACAUUGC
Molecule: messenger RNA, 2540 nt
Organism: Mya arenaria
Lineage: Eukaryota; Metazoa; Mollusca; Bivalvia; Myida; Myidae
Product: acetylcholine receptor subunit alpha-like 1
Exons: 7
Coding region: 134-1696 (520 amino acids)
Biological process (GO): signal transduction; nervous system process; regulation of membrane potential
Cellular component (GO): neuron projection; postsynaptic membrane; synapse
Molecular function (GO): acetylcholine-gated monoatomic cation-selective channel activity; transmembrane signaling receptor activity
Source: RefSeq, a predicted model, not a curated record